AUGGCCGCCCGCGAAGCCAGAUUCAACCAGCAGGUGCUGGUCGACACCACCCCGCUGCCCGACCACAUCCCCAAGGUCAAGGAGAUCGGUGCCAGUUCCGCCCCGCUUCUGUCGGCCUCCUUCUUCAUCGGCGCCCGCUGCAAGCCCUACAAUGACGACUACAUGAUGUGCAAGACCGAGGCCCACGGCACCGGCGAGCUCGACUGCAUGAAGGAGGGCCGGAAGGUGACCAGAUGCGCCACCAGCGUGCUGGACGACAUCAACAAGCACUGCCUCAACGAGUUCCGCUACCACUGGCAGUGCCUCGAGGACAACAACCAGCAGCUUUGGCAAUGCCGCAAGCCCGAGCGCUCGCUAAACAAGUGUGUCUUCGACAACUUGAAGCUGGAGAAGACGAUUCCUGACACGCCCAAGGGCGAGACGCCAGUCCACCUGCGCAAGAAGCAGAUCUACGGACACAGUGCAUCGCUUAUGUAA
Lasiodiplodia theobromae is the source of this 477-nucleotide messenger RNA. Its product is annotated as CHCH domain-containing protein. Bases 1 to 477 code for a protein of 158 amino acids. Gene Ontology annotation, biological process: mitochondrial electron transport, NADH to ubiquinone. Lineage: Eukaryota; Fungi; Ascomycota; Dothideomycetes; Botryosphaeriales; Botryosphaeriaceae. The transcript has 4 exons. The record is from RefSeq and is a predicted model, not a curated record.